UUAUCAUUGAGUAUUCUUUUUGGAAUUUUCUGAAUUUUUAUCUCUUUAUCUUCUAGGAAGGAAUCUCCUUCAUCGUCUUGUCACAUCCAAGAUGCCCCCAAAACCCAAGCCCAAACCUAGAUCAUCACGGUCAUCAUCUGAUGAUACCGCAAUGAGCGAGCCGACCAAACGUCUCGUUUCGAAAUGCGCUGACCCAAGUCUCACGCCGUCCCAAUGGGCCAUGAACGUGACCAAUCUUGCGUUGCACACUGACUUGACCGGCUUAGCCACCGCAAAGCCCUUGAAUAUCCUCACGCCAGAUGUUACGAGACACUCACGGUCGAGACCUCCACUCAUUUGGGAUCUUCGACAUGCGAUGGAGAGCGUCAUCAACAAUGCCUACUGUCCGGAAAUCCUGCUACACCUGGGGGAAUGGCACAAAGGGAAAUCCACCAGUGAUCUGUUCAGAGGCCAGCUUCAAACUCAUCUGGCCGAUGAGAACAUGAUCCUGCAGUAUCUUCAGGCGCAAGCGCUGCAUAGAUCGUUCCUGCCGGACAGCAAGAGACGCCGAGAUAUCAUGUAUAAGAUCAUGCGCAAGAUGUGCGAACAGUACGACGAUAUUUUACCCUUCGAGAUUGGGGAGUUCCAAGUCCACGAGCUAUACAAGCCUCGGUUGGUGGAUAAGAAACCCAUCAAUCGAACCGCCGAUUUCACCUUCAUGAACAGACUGGAGGGCACGCACCACAAGACAUUGAUCGAUCUGUACAAGCAACUGACCCGGUCUCGGCUCCCGCUCAACCCUAUUCACAGCAAAAUCCUGUCUUUUGCUCCCAUAUGCUGUGGGGUUGUCGUCCGAGAGGGAGAAGGGGAGAUGAUUCGGGCGGACGCUGACUUGCACAUCAAUGCCUGGCAUGCGGCAACGGUACUUCACAUGAAACGUUUGUGUCGAUAUAUCAAAUUGGAUUUCGAUCAACAUCCCGCGCCGGCAAGUAUCGGAUUGAAGAUCGUGAAUGAUACAUGGACUGUCUCCGCUGCCUAUUCGAUGCUCGUGGACGAUGAAGAGAAACUGUGUAUUGAGGAUAUUGCCGAGAUAACGGUGGAAUUCGGCAACGUCGCGGGCAUAUACAUGGCCCUUCGCACGAUGAACUCUUUGAUAGAGUAUUUCAAAUUAUUUUACGUGCCCUGGAUUACCAACUUUGUGGUACCAGCUGCGAUCAAGACAUUCUCGGUAGUAACAGCUACGCUGGCCGAUAUAUCGGAUCCCCCGACUCCGCAAACAGAAGAUUAAUUGCUGACGGCGUUUAAUGUAGAAUCACAGCACCAGCCUUGUCCCGCGGGUCGAUUCGACCACUUCGGACGAACUAGUCCGUCAGGCCCGGUCUUCCAUCUCCUCUGGGUUGUGGUCGGUGGUGAAGAUUCAGUCCCAUGAUGAGACCUCGACAGAACGAGAGGAUACACGGACGAUAGAGUCCCCAAGGGGCGGGACACAAGAGGACAUUCAUGCUGAGGACAGGCCGGGGGUGGUGCUGGCAUCAGACUAUGAUGUUCUGGGCUGCGGGUUGGGGUUCGCAAGCAUAUCGAGAGCCUCGAAUCUUAGUGAUCUGAACUUAUGAGUAUGGCUGCAGGCUUUUGUUUCUUUCGAGAUUAUGUCAAAUCAUAGUAUAUGUCGUGCUUAUAGUUUGUCAAGUCCAUGUCAGCGUUCUCAU
Messenger RNA from Aspergillus steynii IBT 23096, 1685 nucleotides. RefSeq lists its product as uncharacterized. The coding region runs from base 92 to 1267 and encodes 391 amino acids. The transcript is spliced from 4 exons. Lineage: Eukaryota; Fungi; Ascomycota; Eurotiomycetes; Eurotiales; Aspergillaceae. The record is from RefSeq and is a predicted model, not a curated record.